This is a messenger RNA of Linum tenue, 360 nucleotides long. Lineage: Eukaryota; Viridiplantae; Streptophyta; Magnoliopsida; Malpighiales; Linaceae. The record is from the annotation of a GenBank genome assembly.
AUGGCCGACAGACAGAGGAACGGCAGCAGUAAGAUCUCUUCUUCUUCUUCUUCUUCCGGCACCGGCCAGCCGAGCCGGCUCCAGCGGCGGAGGCCGGCGUCGUUGCAGAUCAGCCCGGCGUCUUCCUCCUUCUGGAGCGCAGCCAUCCCUCUCCUCUCCCCGCUCGACACCUCCCCGACCGCCGUGGAUCGGAAGUUCGAGAUGUCGGCGAAUCAGCAGCAGAGUCAGAUUCAGAACCAGCAGAGAGGCGGCGGCGGGGAGGCGGAGAAGGCAGCCGUGUUCAAGAAAUGGCAGCACCCGGCGGCGCCCUUCUGUUACGAGGCGGCCAAGUUGAAGCCGUCGUUCUUCGUCCCUGUAUAG